Messenger RNA from Wyeomyia smithii (pitcher-plant mosquito), 3415 nucleotides. Its product is annotated as zinc finger protein 628-like. Gene Ontology annotation, biological process: cell fate commitment; regulation of transcription by RNA polymerase II. The transcript is spliced from 4 exons. Gene Ontology annotation, cellular component: cytoplasm; nucleus. NCBI's taxonomy places the organism in Eukaryota, Metazoa, Arthropoda, Insecta, Diptera, Culicidae. Gene Ontology annotation, molecular function: RNA polymerase II cis-regulatory region sequence-specific DNA binding; zinc ion binding; histone deacetylase binding. Bases 302 to 2881 code for a protein of 859 amino acids. The record is from RefSeq and is a predicted model, not a curated record.
CAAGCUGUAUUCGAUUGGUUUGCUGCGCUCGCACAGGCGUUUGCCUCCUCGUUUGGUCUACUAAAACGCGAACACGUUCGCAAUGUAUAUUGGUUCGUAUUGCGCUGACCGGUUCGACGAUGAAGGAGUGAGCGAGACCUCGUCUGUAGACUGGUUGAAGCAAGACAGUGUUAUCUAUUGUUCUCGCCGGGGUGUCUUCGAGUGGUCGAUAAUGGGCGCGCGAGGGUGGGAGGAUGCAACGCGACGGUAGGCGAUGUGCAGAACAAUGGGUUGCUGCUGCUGCGCGUUCAAUGAAAACUAGAUGGAAUGUUCGCGAUUGGGAUGUUUUUUUUAUUGUUGUCUGAGUUGGAAAGCGAUGCUAUUGAUUGAUCAUCCAAAAAAGUUCUGUCGCCUGUGUCUAAGCAAAGACGAAAAACUGGUCAAAAUACUCGAACAUGAACCGGACGACACACUGGUGCAACAAGUUUAUGAAUGUACUACCGUGAAGAUCACGCUAAAAGCUACCUAUCCAGAUGCAAUUUGUGCAAUGUGCGACCAUAAAAUGAUUGAAUACCGAACAUUUCGCCGCAUGUGUAUCGAAACUGAUGCCACGCUGCGGAAGCUUAUCGAUGGUGACGAAGUGGCCACAGAGAAAGAAGUAACUGCAACCAAACCCGAAGAGCAACCGGCAGACUCACUCGAGUUGAUCGACUCUAGUGAUAUCAAAGAUCUGCAAUUGCAGUUAUAUGGAUCGUCCGAUGAAACCACUCUCAGCCAAGGUGAAUUUAGCCAGCAACCGGAUAAAACUGCUGCCGCAACGGUUGAAGAUUCUGUGGGCAGUGAACGUUCAAGCUCUGCCACGCAGUUGCCUGAAAGCACCGAUGUUACCUCGACCGAUAGCGUUAAGGCAACUGUUGAUGCUGCCGGUGACGAUACAGAGCAAACCCCCAACAGGUCAUCUGUAGCACAAACCCCAACCGUAACACCAAUCAGAACGCCAACUAUUAGCGUGAAACCGAUAUCAAGUUUGGCAUCGUCUUCUUCGUCCCCAGCAACGGCAUCGGCCGCAGUAUCCCCGCUGCCGGCUGUUGACACUACAAAGCAAAGCAUUGACGAAAUUUUAGCAAUAGCAAAUGGCCACAGGGAAACUGAUAAACAGAGUGUCCCAGCGACUGUUGGCGCCGAUGGCCGACUGGAGUGCGUCAUUUGCUCACGACCUUUCCGUAAUACGUACACUUUGAAGCGGCACAUGAAUCUGCACACCGAGCAAAACUUGUACACCUGCGAAUAUUGUGGCAAGAAAUUCAACGAUCGUUCCAACUGGAAAAUACAUCUUCGUGCCCACACCGGUGAAAGCCUGCUCAGAUGUGCCGUUUGUUUCAAAACAUUUAUAUCUCCGUCGACGCUGAAGUACCACCUGCGGGCGCAUCGAAAACUGCAGAUCUACGAAUGUCGGCUAUGUGUCGAAGCAUGCGAAACCUACGAAGCACUGGCGGCACACGUCGUCAUAAAACAUAGCGACAUUCGCCCGGAAGACCUUGCCAAGACGGCUGACGAUGCAUUACUCGCUGGAGACUUUUUGAAAAUCGAAAUGGACGCCGAAGAUAGCAUGCUGGCUGCCGGUAUUGCGGAUCAGGAAGACACACCCGAAGUCUCACCAGCACCACCUCCACUGAUACGGGCUCCUGUUCCGUUGACUCCAGCUGAGGGCCCUCCGCCAGUGGCAAAGACUUCGGAAGAAUCUGGAGUUUCACUUGAAGUGCAAAUCAAGGAAGAAUUGCCCGAUGUUGAUGACAUUGAAAUCAAACAAGAACCGUUAGAGGACGAUACCCUGGAUCCAGAUCCCGAUGGACGGAUCCAACUGAGUUCGAUGCUUCCAGCCGAACCGGAAGAGGAGACGCCACCUGUCAUUCUCUUCCGUUGUGAUUAUUGCAUGAAAAUUUUCAAAUACUUGUACGAGCUGCGUGUACACAUGAAGCUUCACAACGGUACCAAGGCGUUGGCCAAAACGUCGGAAAAGAAAUCAGACGAAAGUUCAUCGACUGCUGCCAGCGCGGGCAAGAAGCGGACCCGCACAUUGCCCGUUGUUGUACAACCGGAAUCACCGGCAACGAAGAAAGUUCGUCAUCCAUCGAUCGACGAGGAUGUCGGAGAGCUGGCCAACGCGCCCCUGCCGGAGCAUAAGUGCAGCAAGUGCGACAAAUGUUUCCGCACCGAAGAACUGCUCAAGGUGCACAUCGAGACUCACAAAGCGGACGAGGACAUAACGCAAGCCCGAAGCUGCAAGGUUUGCUUUAAAACAUUCAAAUGCGAGCUAAAUCUGGUAUCGCAUAUGCGCAAGCAUCACCCUUACGAGACCUUCAUGUCCGAGCAGCAGCUGCAGGCACUAGACGAAAAGCCCCCAUCACCGGACAGCAGCAGCAACGAUGGCAAUCAGUCACAAGCAGAAUCGCAAGAGUCACCUGCAGGUUCAACAACCGAGGCAGGAGCGACUACAGCAACCGAACGAAAGUGUGAAAUAUGCGCCCUCAGUUUUCAGUGUGCCUUCAAACUGGAGAAGCACGUAUUGACCCACUUCCAGAACAACGAAGCAGUUGCGUUCGUGCCAUCGGCCGAUCGGCCUUACAAGUGUACCGAGUGCCAUAAGCGGUUCAAGCGGAAGGACUAUCUGCUGAUUCACAUCCGCACGCACACUGGCGAACGGCGCCAUAAGUGCGACAUGUGCUCCAGCGCGUUCGUUCAUCCGUCGAAUCUGAUCACACACCGCAAGCUGCACUCAAACGAGCGACCAUUCAAGUGUGAUCUUUGUCCGGCUGCCUUUAAACUGUUUGCCGGACUGAAGAUCCACCGGAAACGGUGUGCACUAAAGUAUCUGCAGGAGAACUGUGUCACGUUGACGUAGAGAGUAGGGCGUUCUAAGUAAAGUAUGUUUGACAUAUAAGUUGUUGGUGUAUAACACACCUGCUUCCAAAAUCUGUAUUUUCUAGUUUUUUUUUUCUGUUUGAAUCGGUUCGUGAGUUUAGUUCUUUUCUGUUUAGUAGGAUAUGUGAUGUGUUUUUUUUUUGCGGUCAAACAUCAAUUUUAGCCGAUAGGUUUAAAAAUAUUUCAAACGUAACAUGUUUACAAUACCUGUUUGUCUCGCAGCGAAUAACAUAUUUUCCUUCUAGUUUUACGUUCGUAAAGUUAAGGCUAGCGUUUUUUGUAACAGCUUUGUGCAUUGUAAGCCAGAGAUAUAACAGAGAUUCCGUUCGUAUGUGUUUGCAUGAUAGGCGCAGAGAUGCGAUAGGUAUAUGUGAAAAUAUAUGCAUAUAUAAAAUUUAUAGUAUAUGAAUAACUAAUACAAACUCAUUGUAAUGGCAAUUUCACUGUCAAGCAAUCCGCUAAUUUUUACGUUUUUGUAUUCAGUUUAGAAUCCAAUAAAGUUGAUAAUAUUUUA